AUGACUGGGGGCAUUACCGCAGAAAAGGACCUCUACCUUGGCAACAUCUACCAUUCACUGGAGCACCUGCCGCAGUGGUACCAGGUCGUUGCCCUUUCUGGCUUGUUUUUUCUCUUUCCACUUCGCGAGAUUGCGGUGGUCGGAUGGCUCGCCGCUUCCCUCCACAACUCCUUUGGAACCGAAAUUGUGUGGUCAGACGAAUACCAGCGACUUCUCGAGCAGACGUCCUUCAAUGAGCGAAUCUGUUUUACCCUUUACGGUGUUGCCUUAUCCCUUUUAGCGUUCCUUUCCUACCGACUGUUUGCGAGUGGUGUCGUGCAUCGUGGGCUACAGGAAUCUGGCCUGAGUGGGGGGCGUAAAUGGUGGCCUGCCGCCAUUCUCUUUGGACUCCUCGGAUGCGAAGCCAUGGCAUCUCUGAGAGAGAUUGUGGCCCGAACGCUUUCUGACCCAACGUCGCCGGGGUAUCUCGCCCUACAAGGAUUUCAAGGUAUAGAAAACACUAACUUUGAUCCUCUUCUUGUGAACAGCAACCCCCAUUUUGUGAUUCAAUUAGAAAUUCUAAAGGUUUUGCUACUAUCUUUUUUGGAGCAUGUAGUGCCCGCCGUGAUAAUUGCAUGUUUGUAUCGCCUAGUAAGAGAUGUGCCUCGAAGGGCUCAUGCGGCAAUGCGCUGGUAUAUUGUUACAAUCAUGCUGUCCCGCUCACUGGUGGAGUUUUACUUUAUGUACCGAGGUAAUGAGUGGGAGCGGUGGAGUUCAUGGAUUUUGUUCUCGUCUACGCUUGUAUUCCUUGGAAUGGUAAAUUACGCAUUUGGUCCCUCGAAACGCGGAGGUUGGACCGCGGCGACAUCUAUGGUGUCAUCAGUCAACCAAACCAUUAAAGGCAUUGUCAAAUGCACAACACUUUUUUUCGUCGUUUUUGUAUGUGCUCUGGCCUUGGUGGUAAGUGUUCAUGUGGUGGAAUUGCUGCUUAUUUGGCUUAUUAUCUUCCUGAUGAUGGUUUGGAUUCCGGCCAUCAUUGAUUCCUGCUCGACGGAGUACUCUCUCUGCAUUGUCACAGCUAUCUCGUUCAUUGCGCAUCAAAUGGAUUACCUGACGGACGCCGGCUCUCUACGUCUCUGGGGACUUCUUUCUGUUUGGUGGCUAAAUCUCUGCCUCUUUUAUAAUUUUGCCACCAACGCGUGUCGCUCCCGCUACGGUGGGAUUUUAGCUGUUUCCAUGUUGUUUGCGGUCAGCUGGCACAUGACGGGGCACAAUGACAAGUCCGGUGACGUGGUUUCUUUUCUAGAGCGCAGCGCGGCUGCGCUACGCGAUGUUGUCGAAGGCCGCUUACUUGUAAACGCAAGUGACUCGGUCGAAACAAAGGCGGAGUUGAUGGUAUACACCUCUGCCCUCAACGCCGGGCUUACCGCGUGCGCGCUGCUCAUUAUGUGUAUAGGGCUCCUCGGCCUGUGCGGGGGGGCGGCGGCACGUUCGCGAUUACUUGGAAAAAACAUUGUCCUAUUGACGCCUGGGGUUCUUUUUCGUAAAUUCGUAAAGACCUUCAUUCUUGGCGUCUGUUGUCUCAUCUUCCUGGUGACAGGGCUUAUGCUCUACCGCCUUCUUCCCCAACUCGCGAUGUUCACCCCAGAUUUUUUUACCUUUGUAAUGGCAGUGGGCCUGGCCUGUACAAUACUGGGUGGACUUAUGGACAUGCAGGAAUUCCUGUAUCUGUCGUUCAUGCGAAUCAUUGGCAUCAUUGAUCCGCCCGCGGUGAACGAAUAUGAGAAGGACUUCGAUCGCAGCCCUCUUGGCGUUGGAGCCAGUUCGGGGUUGACAAAAAGUUAG
Trypanosoma conorhini is the source of this 1824-nucleotide messenger RNA. RefSeq lists its product as uncharacterized. The record is from RefSeq and is a predicted model, not a curated record. Bases 1 to 1824 code for a protein of 607 amino acids. The transcript has a single exon. NCBI's taxonomy places the organism in Eukaryota, Euglenozoa, Kinetoplastea, Trypanosomatida, Trypanosomatidae.